AUGUUCGGGUUCUUUGUUCAGGCCAUUGUCACUGGAAAGGGUCCAUUGGAGAACCUGGCUGACCACCUUGCAGAUCCAGUGAACAACAACGCUUGGGCCUAUGCCACCAACUUUGUGCCCGGAAACUUCGAUCCCUUGGGCCUGGCCGAGGACCCUGAGGCCUUUGCCGAGCUGAAGGUGAAGGAGAUCAAGAACGGCCGGCUUGCCAUGUUCUCGAUGUUCGGGUUCUUUGUUCAGGCCAUUGUCACUGGAAAAGGUCCAUUGGAGAACCUGACUGACCACAUUGCAGACCCAGUGAACAACAAUGCUUGGGCCUAUCUUUGUUACCGGAAAGUGACUCUUCUUCCAUUUCUUGGUGUUGUUUUGUGA
This is a messenger RNA of Amborella trichopoda, 369 nucleotides long. NCBI's taxonomy places the organism in Eukaryota, Viridiplantae, Streptophyta, Magnoliopsida, Amborellales, Amborellaceae. The record is from RefSeq and is a predicted model, not a curated record.